Durio zibethinus is the source of this 575-nucleotide messenger RNA. The record is from RefSeq and is a predicted model, not a curated record. NCBI's taxonomy places the organism in Eukaryota, Viridiplantae, Streptophyta, Magnoliopsida, Malvales, Malvaceae.
UUAAAACCAUGGAUUUCAAGUUGGUUUGUACCUUCAUUUUUCUCUUCUUCCUUUCAUGGGGUACUCCCCUGGGUUUCUCACAAGAAACUGAACAAAUGGAUCUGGAAAAAAGUUUAGACACUUUGGAACAAGGCCUUGCCGGUAUUCUUCAACAGGUACAGCAGCAGGGCGUUGCGGUUGCCUCUGCGGCUGCCUCUCAAGGAGGCGCUUCUGCCGAUGCAAUGCCAUGCAUGCAAAAGCUAAUGCCUUGCCAGCUCUUCAUGCAUUCAACUUCACCUCCCGCGAUCUGUUGCGCCCCAUUAAAGGAUGUGGUCACACAGGAGAGCCGGUGCCUCUGCAAGGUCUUCGAUAAUCCGGAACUCUUGAAGAGCAUCAACCUCACCAUGGAAGGAGCAUUGGCACUCGCUAAGGCAUGUGGCAUUGAUGUUGAUGUAUCUGUUUGCAAGAAUGCAACCUCGCCCGGUGCCUCACCACCAAGUCUUCCAUCCACCUCCAGCACAUCAACCCUAAGUUUUAAUCAAUUCUCUUUUGUUUCAAUUUUCUCUCAUAGCCAUCUUGAUUGCUGCAAUUGCUAA